GCCCCAGCCCCAGACCGCCGAGGCAAUGUUUACGUCGCGCGGCGCCCCCAGCCUCAGCAUGGCCUCGCUGCGCUGCGCCCACUUACUCUUCAGGAGGAAUGUGCUGUCAGUGAGGACUUUAAAAAUAUCACAAAACACAUUAUGGACGCUAAGUGGGCGGGGGUGGGCGGCGCGGGUGGGGGCGUGCACAGCUCAACACAGCCUCCUGAGACACGCCAGCAGCAGUAAGCCGCCGCGGCCCAGCCUGGCGGAGGAGCUGCUGGCGGCCAAGGUGCCGCCCGGCCAGGACCAGCAGGAGGCACAGCAGGAGCAGCCCGGCGAGAAGAGCGAGCAGGAGCGGGAGAAGACCUUCAGAACCCUCAAGUAUUCCUUCCUGGCCUUCGGCGUUAUGAUGACCGGCAUGGGGGGCUUCCUCAUAUGGUCUUGGGGAGCCCCAAACGUCGACGAGGCAGGUAACAUUAUCCAGGAUGAGUUCUCCAACAUGAUGUUACCGCAGCAGUACCUUUAUCGCACCUGGAAGGGUAUGCACGACGUCAACAAGAUGAUCCAGGAGCCAUCUCGGGAGAAGCUGUUGCCGGACCCAGUGAAGGAGCCGUACUUCCAGCCGCCAUACACCUUGGUCAUGGAGCUGCGGGACGUGCUGGUGCACCCAGAGUGGACAUAUGAGACUGGCUGGAGAUUCAAGAAGCGACCUGGAGUAGAGUUUUUGCUUCACCACUGCGCUCCACCACUCUUCGAGAUAGUUAUUUACACCAAUGAACAGGGCUUCACGGCGUAUCCUCUCAUCGACCACCUGGACCCCAACAAUUACAUCUGGUACCGCCUCUUCAGGGACUCAACGCGCUAUGUGGAAGGGAAACACAUGAAGGACCUCAGCUGUCUUAACAGGGAUUUGAAUAAGGUGAUCUUCGUGGACUGGGAUAGUGAUGCUGUCUCCUGCACCCGCAACCACCUCAAGAUCAAACGCUGGGACGGCAAUAUGGAGGACCAGUCACUGCUUGAGCUCGGCUUCAUGCUGCGCACCAUCGCAGAGUCUGAGGUUAGCGAUGUACGAGAAGUGAUAGACUAUUAUCGGACUUUUGACGACCCGCUGGCUGCCUUCCGGGAGAAUCAGCGCAAAGCCCACGAGCAGGAGAUGGUCCUCACCCAGAAGGCAGAAGAAGAGCGACAACAGAAAUCCUUUGCAAGCAGCUGGACAUCCUCGUUCUUGCGUAGACGCUAGUGCUCUUGCAUCAUUACAUUCUUAGUGGUGGCCAUGGGUGGUAUCCAGACAUGGCUUUGCUUCCAGACUAUAGUGACAGUGGAGUAGCUAAGAGGACUGCAGUGAGGAUGGAAACAGUGCUGGAAAUCCAACCAGUCAGUGUGGGUUUACCAUGACAGCAGAAAUUUGGGGAAGUUGAGGUGGCCUGACGGUAGAAAAGAUGAACUGUACAGAAAGAGGUACCACAAAAAGUUAAAUUGUCAGUAUCCUCCUUGUGUUUGUGGGCUUACUAAGAUGGGUAGAAGAAAGAGGGAAUUAAGGGAAGUUGAUGCUGCCUGACUAUAUAAAAAAGAUGAGCUGCACAGGAAGAGGUACCACCACUAAAGGUCAAAGUGUCAGUACCAGCCUCAAGUUUAAGAAAUGUAUAAUGGUGCAAAGAAAUUAACAGUUUUAUGUGGUGCAGUAUUUCAUAAUAUUAUCAACCAAUGCAAGGGAGAAGGAUCCCAUGUAGACAGUGUGAAAAUGGAGCACAAGUACCCCAGGGAAGUUUUUGUCCCCUUGCUCAUCUGGUAUUGGCUUCAAGGUGUUUUCAAUCCUCCAUGUCUCAGUGUUACAUUUCAGCAAGCAGUGAUUCUUUCUCUUUACUGUACAUAAAUAGUGAGUUUCUUCGGCUGGUUCAGUUGGGUUUGCUCAUCCACGAACGUCCUCCUUGUGUAGUGGACUUGAUUGAACUGGCCUGUGUGGUGUGCCUUCCUCAGGCCUCGAGAGUUGCCUCGGAAACGGGGUGCUCAAGCAAGGAAGGAAAGGGAAGGAGGGAAACGUACACAACCGCUCUCCUAUUGUGAUUCCCUCUUUUCCUCGCACCAUCUUCAUAAUAAUGUUUAUUGUUUGUAAAUAAACAUGUAAUUUAU
Molecule: messenger RNA, 2112 nt
Organism: Eriocheir sinensis (Chinese mitten crab)
Lineage: Eukaryota; Metazoa; Arthropoda; Malacostraca; Decapoda; Varunidae
Product: mitochondrial import inner membrane translocase subunit TIM50-C-like
Exons: 6
Coding region: 26-1222 (398 amino acids)
Molecular function (GO): phosphoprotein phosphatase activity
Source: RefSeq, a predicted model, not a curated record